AUGAACUUCCAGGCUCUUCCCACACUCCAGCACCUGAAAAUUCAGUUGCUGCUGAAUCAUGAAGACUUGGCUGUCUCUGCUCUGAAGGACCUCCCCUCAGUGUUUUUCCUACCACUGUUCAAGGAGGCCUUCACUAAGAGACGACGUAAACUUGUGAAGCACCUGGUAGUAACUUGGCCCUACCACAACCUCUACAUUGGCCCUCUGAAACACAGCUUCAAUUUGUAUAACUUCAAGGGUGUUUACUAUGGAUUAGAUUGGCUGAGUAAUCAGAAGGUUUGGCCUAGGAGGUGUAGAUUGAAAGAGGUCUAUUUGCUGGAUGCCAGACAUGAGUUCCUGGUAAUAAUGAAUCCAGGACAGGAUCAUCUCUGCACACCACCGCCCCAACAAGAGGAGGAAGAUCCCACAACAGUGCUGAGGAAACCAAUAACUGUUUAUGCUGACUCUGCCUUCAUGGCAGAUAGUCUCAAACCCUACCGUGAUGUCUUGGAGGAGAGUUUCAGUGAGAGAUUGACUAUAAUGAGCUUGAAUUUUAAGGAGAUGGAACCGCAAAAGAAGGCUCAGAUACAAGGUGUUAGAUCCCUUGAGAUAUCCUGGGAUCUGUAG
Molecule: messenger RNA, 606 nt
Organism: Mus caroli (Ryukyu mouse)
Lineage: Eukaryota; Metazoa; Chordata; Mammalia; Rodentia; Muridae
Source: RefSeq, a predicted model, not a curated record